CCCUAUAUUUUGGUGGGCAAUUCCGUUCAAACAUGAAUUUUGGAGUCUAUUAAAGGUGCUCAGGAAAUUGGCAAUAAUUCGGAGUGUUUGUUCUAUAUGCUUUUCUCGGGAAAACUAAUAUAUAAUAGCAUACAAAUCGAAAAGCAAUUAUCUCGUGAACAAUAUAGCCCAAAAUAGUGCACGUGACUAUUAGCAGGGUAUCGACGUUCGAGUGCUGUCAAAUCUCUUUUCGUUUUGUUUACAUCUUACGGCCUUACAAAAAUGGGUAAAAGCGAGAAGAAAUCAAAGAAAAAGCACAAGGAGAAGCGCAAGGAGCACAAGGAGAAGCACAAGUCUAGGAAAUCUAAAAAGCACACCAAGCAAAAGGACGCAACUCCGCCGCCCCAAGCGCCGCCGCCACCUCCACCGCCGGACAUUAGCAGCGAUGAAGACUUUGCCAUACCAAUAGCACUGAUGAACAGCAAAUCCCAUGCGCCCGAGACACCGGAGGAAUACCAGCGCCGUCAGAGUCAGAUACGUCGCGAAGUGGAUCCCGUGACCGGUCGCAUACGCCUCAUCAAGGGCGACAGUGAGGUGCUGGAGGAAAUCGUGAGUAAAGAGCGCCACACGGACAUCAAUAAAAAGGCCACACGUGGCGAUGGCGAGUACUACGAAUCCCGAUCUCUCGACGCGGCUCGUCGCAAAAAAUAAUGACCAAAGUAAAACAGUACAGAAAAACCCUUAAGAAUUAGUAUUAAUUAAUAACUGUCAGUUUAAUAAACAAAUGCUAGCUCGGAGACUAUUUA
Drosophila persimilis is the source of this 785-nucleotide messenger RNA. RefSeq names its product ADP-ribosylation factor-like protein 6-interacting protein 4. Lineage: Eukaryota; Metazoa; Arthropoda; Insecta; Diptera; Drosophilidae. The transcript is spliced from 2 exons. Bases 262 to 690 code for a protein of 142 amino acids. The record is from RefSeq and is a predicted model, not a curated record.